AUGGUUCAAUUGAGUUAUGGAUUGAGAGAAUGGGGAUUGGAUGAUUUUGGAGUUUGGAUUUAUGAGAUGGAGAAGCGGUACUGCGCAACACAGGGGAAAAUUAAUUGGUCAUGGGGCAGUGCAAGUGGAUUAAAUGGAAAUGUGGUACUACAAGAUUGGAACGAUUGUGUAAGGUUGCUGGAACGUCAAGCUUUGGGCGACGGACCAGACGAGUGGAUGUGGCUUACGAGUGACACUUUGGCUCCUUUUCGUGCGUGUGACAUACGAGGUGAACUGGACCAGAUGCCAUUUAUUCCUGAGACGAAAGUUUUGAAGUGGUCUAGCUGGAUCCCGAAAAAGAUUAACUAUUUUCUCUGGCGGGUCGUUCUAAAUCGGAUUCCAACCAAGGAGGCGCUAGCUAUUAGAAAUGUUCCGAUGCCAUCCCUUGUGUGUGUCAUGUGCAACAAAGAGUUAGAAUCGGCUGAUCAUCUUCUGAUAACAUGCGAGUUCGCGCAGCAGUUGUGGGUUGGGGUAUCACAGUGGAUGAAAAUUACCCUGCCGCGUUAUUUAUUAAGUGUGGUUGACCUGUUAAACUACAUCAACAAUCUACAGAUGGAGGGGAAUAAGCAAAAGGCGGUUUACAUGAUCUCGGCUACGGUUUGCUGGUCGUUGUGGAAAGCACGCAAUGACAAAAUCUUCAACAACAAAGCUUGUCAGUUAUCGAAGAUGAUGGGGGAGGUAAAAGCACUGUCGUUUCUGUGGCUAAGUUCAAGGGCGGCAAAACUGAAAUUAGAAUGGAUGAAUUGGAGGGAGUUUAGGUUCAUAUGGUAA
Messenger RNA from Helianthus annuus (common sunflower), 810 nucleotides. RefSeq lists its product as uncharacterized. Bases 1 to 810 code for a protein of 269 amino acids. The record is from RefSeq and is a predicted model, not a curated record. NCBI's taxonomy places the organism in Eukaryota, Viridiplantae, Streptophyta, Magnoliopsida, Asterales, Asteraceae. The transcript is spliced from 2 exons.